Molecule: messenger RNA, 2040 nt
Organism: Closterium sp. NIES-65
Lineage: Eukaryota; Viridiplantae; Streptophyta; Zygnematophyceae; Desmidiales; Closteriaceae
Source: the annotation of a GenBank genome assembly
AUGGUAUCAGAGCUACAACGGUUAACACCCCCGCUCCCUCCCCCCUCCCCUCUCCUCCCUCACUGCGGUGCAUUCCGCCGACGAGGGCGGACGCGACCACCGCGGCGAAUUCCGCCUACGAGGGCGGACGCGACCACCGCGGCGGAUUCCGCCGACGAGGGCGGACGCGACCACCGCGGCGGAUUCCGCCGACGAGGGCGGACGCGACCACCGCGGCGGAUUUCCGCUGACGGACGCGCUACCGCAGGUGACGAGGCGCAUCCGCGGACGGACGCACACCCACGGGCGACGAGGCGCAUCCGCGGACGGACGCGCACCCGCGGGCGACGAGGCGCAUUCCGCGGACGGACGCGCACCCGCGGGCGACGAGGCGCAUCCGCGGACGGACGCGCACCCGCGGGCGACGAGGCGCAUCCGCGGACGGACGCGCACCCGCGGGCGUCGAGGCGCAUCCGCGGACGGACGCGCACCCGCGGGCGACGAGGCGCAUCCGCGGACGGACGCGCACCCGCGGGCGUCGAGGCGCAUCCGCGGACGGACGCGCACCCCGCGGGCGACGAGGCGCAUCCGCGGACGGACGCGCACCCGCGGGCGUCGAGGCGCAUCCCGCGGACGGACGCGCACCCGCGGGCGACGAGGCGCAUCCGCGGACGGACGCGCACCCGCGGGCGUCGAGGCGCAUCCGCGGACGGACGCGCAACCGCGGGCGACGAGGCGCAUCCGCGGACGGACGCGCACCCGCGGGCGACGAGGCGCAUCCGCGGACGGACGCGCACCCGCGGGCGACGAGGCGCAUCCGCGGGCGGACGCGCACACCGCGAGCGACGAGGCGCAUCCGCGGACGGACGCGCACCCGCGAACGGACGCGCACCCGCGGGCCACGAGGCGCAAUCACGGGCGACACAAACGCAGCUGCGAGUAACCCGGCGCCACCAUACGUUACGUGACCGCACCACCCUUCCAAGUGGUGUCGUCCUCUUUGACCGCACCCGCCCUCAAGCCGGUGUCCGUGAGGCGCACCGUGUUGCGGAAGCAGCACACGCUGAUGCUACUGCACGCCUCCUCUCCUACGCUCAACACGAAAAAGACUAUGCUGAGGAGCUUCGCAAGAUCCACAAGGAUGUUGCAGCAUGGCGCAUUGCUGAUCGUCGUGCACUCGCCAUCAUCUUCUCCUGCAUCCCCUCCCACCUCAAACGCGACCUUCGUCCCACCUCCUCCUCUGGACUCUGGAAAACCCUCUCUACUCAGUACGAUCGUCAGGACCUUCGCUCCCUCCUCGCCCUCUUCCGCAAAUUCCAAGACAUCACCCUUGACUCCUCCCCCACUGCUGCUGCCUACACCCGUCGCCUCAUUGACACUGCGCAACGCCUCAAUGACCGCGGCAUUGUCAUCUCUGAGUCCCUUCUUACUGCACGCAUCCUUGACUGCCUCCCUCCCACAUAUGACACCUACCGCAUCACCUUCACCUCUCGCUACCGUCAUCCUCCUCCUGUGGCUGACACCAUCGAGUGGCUCCUUGACAGCGAAGCGGACAUUCAACGUGACUCCGCCACCGUCAAUGCUGUCCAGACCCGCAAAGCUACCACAGGCAACCACAACAGCGGAACAGGUGGCGGCCCAGGUGGCGCCGGUGGUGGUGGUGGUGGACGUGGUGGCGGCCGAGGCGGAGGACGCGGUGGUGGUCGCAGUGGUGGCCGUGGCGGACGCGGCGGAUAUCCCUCACCUUCAGGCACCCUCCCCCCGUGUCAGUACAAUCAUCCGCUAUGGCUCCAACAAAGCAUCUCCCAUCUCACAUCCUUCAACAAGUUCAGCAUCUUCUCCCCUCCACUCCCACCACACCCACUCCUCCCCCAUCCACACCUCCGCCUCAAGCCCCUCCCCCUCACUACCCUCCACCCUAUGCUGGCUGGCCUUACUCUCCUUACCCACCUCCUGGAUAUGGUCAUGCACCUAUUGGACCUGCUACCACUCCUGCUGAACCACCAUCCUCCUCCUCCAACCCUCCUGGCUUUACUCCAUUCCCCUCUGCUGGAUUCAUAG